AUGAUAGGUAUACGGCCGUUUACGGCUCAGGUUGAUCGACCUGGGGAUACAGCGAAAAACAAGCCACGUCUCGAUCAUGAUGGAUAUUCUUACAUCAUGGAUCGAUCUACAAGUGAAAAAAACUAUUGGCGAUGCAUUAAAUACUUCUCAGAUCAAUGUCACUCUCGUCUUCAUACAUGUAUUUUCACAAAUGCUAUUGUCAAACCACCAAGUGAACACACAUGUAAAGUCAACGGUACAACACUUGAACUCAGAGUCUUCAAUGAACUCGUUGCUGAUCGGGCUAUCAAUACUCAAGAAACACCGGACACCAUCAUCACAAAUUGCUAUAAAAACAUAUCUGACCGAUCGAUCGCUCGUUUACCAGCACGCGAUAAUAUUAAACGACGAAUCAGAAUGUUGCGACACAAUAAUCAAGUGGUGAAAGAACCAAAUGAUCCAAAUUUCCCUUCUGUUCCUAUUCAAUUGACGAAAACUGCACGAAAAGAUCAAUUUCUUCGCUGUGAUACAGGACCAGGGGAUGAUCGAAUCCUGAUAUUCGCAAGUGAUGAGCAAGUAGAUGUUUUGCAAGAUACGGAUGAAUUUCUCGUGGAUGGAACAUUUAAAGUAGUUCCUGAUAUAUUUUAUCAGUUGUAUAUUAUCCAUGGUGUGUUUCGUGAUCAUGCAAUUCCAUUGAUUUACGCUUUAUUACGUCGAAAAACAAAAGAAACAUAUCAACAUCUUAUACGUGAAAUACUUAACAUUGCUCUUCGUUGGUCACCACGUGCUGUUAUGCUCGAUUUUAAACAAGCUUCAUUUGGUGCUUUCCAAGCAGCGUUUCCAAAUGCAUCAUUAUCCGGAUGUUAUUUUCAUUUAAGACAAAGCAUUCAUCGGAAACUUCAGAUUUUACGAUAUCAUAUUUUAGGACGACUUCGAUCAAAUAGAACGCGAAGAAAACCUAUGUUUGAAAUCGAUUUCUGGAAUAUGCACAGAAGAACAACCCAAUCUUUAAUGAGAACGAAUAAUUCUGCCGAAGCUUAUAAUCGAAGAAUUCGGUCAGUAUUUCAAUGUGCUCAUCCAACAUUAUGGGUUUUUCUUCAAAAGUUAAUUAACGAAGAAACAGGAACUCAUGCGGAUAUUUUACACAUCUGUGCUGGUCAACCACCAAAAAAGGAAAAAAGAAAUGAACGAUUGGAAAUACGGCUGCUGAAUCUUCUUGGAAAUCCUCAUCGAGAUAUUUCGGUUCAAAUUAAUUCAAUUGCUUAUAAUAUUUCAUUGUAA
Molecule: messenger RNA, 1260 nt
Organism: Rotaria socialis
Lineage: Eukaryota; Metazoa; Rotifera; Eurotatoria; Philodinida; Philodinidae
Source: the annotation of a GenBank genome assembly